Messenger RNA from Phragmites australis (common reed), 3558 nucleotides. RefSeq lists its product as uncharacterized. The coding region runs from base 560 to 3391 and encodes 943 amino acids. Gene Ontology annotation, biological process: response to ionizing radiation; mitotic G2 DNA damage checkpoint signaling; DNA replication. Gene Ontology annotation, molecular function: chromatin binding. NCBI's taxonomy places the organism in Eukaryota, Viridiplantae, Streptophyta, Magnoliopsida, Poales, Poaceae. The record is from RefSeq and is a predicted model, not a curated record. Gene Ontology annotation, cellular component: nucleus. The transcript has 3 exons.
AUGAUUGUUGUCAAAUGUACUCAAUGAUACAAAUCCUCACUUAGUCAUGUGCUUGCAGAGUUAAAAAGGAUAUUCCUAACCCGUUCGAAGUUUACAUCAGACUGUGAACCUGAAAAUGAUCCAACAUUUUUAACCAUCGCUGUACCCCAGAAAAAGACAAUUUGCUCCUCAAAGAAAAGAGAAAAAAACGUAAAAGAAAUAAAAACGAACAGCAAAUGGCCACUCCGCUGGAUGAGAAUCUGCUAAAGGAGCAAUCACAUGGCCCUCGCCGCCGGCCACCUCAUCAAUGGCUUCCACGGCUGCCGUCGCCUGUCCCGGUCUCCCACUCCGCCAGCACCGUGUGACUCAGACCUGUCUCCGGCGAGUGGGCUCCACCGGCAGAGAUCCAGCUCCCCGCCGCGCCCUUCUCCGCCAGCUCGUUCAACCUUCCCGCCAAAAUUUAGGAAAUCCCUCCCCCUCACACUAGAAUUUUUUUUAGAGAAAAACCAAACCAAACCCGCACACAGAUCUAUCACCCAUCCAAAGCCCCCUCUCCCCCCUCCGCCCCCGGCGACCAACCAUGACGGCAGCCGGCGCCGGCGAGCCCCGCCGCGUGGUCCUCCUCGUGGACCUCGACCCCCUCCUCCCCUCCCCAAAACCCAGUACCCCCACCACCCAGCCCGCCUCCGCCUACCUCUCCGCCGUCCUGCCCGCCGCCACCUCCCUCCUCGUCGGGUCCCCCUCUCCGGCCUCCCUCUCCGCAUCGCGCCUCUUCUUCUCCUCCCUCUCCCCCAUCCUCUCCUCCUCCCUCCUCCCCAGGCCCCUCCCCGUCGCGCCCACCCCGCUCUCAUUCGACCUCCACCCGGCCACACUCGCCACCCUAGCCCCGCUCCGCCGCCUCGCGCUCCGCGCCUCUCCGCACCCGCGCGUCCCCGCCUCCUCCUCCAUCGCCAAGUCGCUCCUCCAGCUCGAGCACGACUACCCCUGGGACCCCGAGUCCCAGCGCGGCCGUCUCCGCGCCUUCGAUCCGCCGCCCAAUCUGGUGGUCCUCUUCACGGCCGCCGCCGAAUUCGAGGAAUUCGGCGAGAAAGCGAAAUUCGUCGAGAAAUUUCGCGGGGUUUUCGGGCCGGUCAGGGACCGCCUUUCGUUGAGGGGCUUACAGGUGUGCUGGGUCUCUGUCGCUACCGCCAGCGAGGGGAUCCGUAGGGCGGUGACUGAGCUGGGUUGGCGGUUCACGACCACCCAUGCGGUCGUGUUGGGAUCGGCGGUUGCACCACCGGAACUCGUGUGGGGAAGUGUUAGGCUUGGGCGCGGGGAAGGUGGACGGCGAGGGGAGGUGGUAUUGGAGAUCGCCGAUGUGGAAGGAAAACCCCUUGUCUGCAAGGGCUGUGAGGUCGAGGUGGUUGGCUCCACACGAUGGCGCGUUAGCGGCAAUGAUGUGUCCAGGAUACAUGUGAAGGCAGUGUGUGAGGUUGGCAAUUGGGAGCAGUUCAUGGGCGGGGAUGGUGAUGUUGCCAUGGUGCGUGGGUGCGUGAGGGAGGGUUCCAAGGGUGACGGCGAAGAAGUUGUGGAGAAGGAGUUCUUCCCGCAUCAGGUUCUUGAAUUUGUUCUCAGAGAUGAGAAGGAUUGGCUAGGGAUUGCCAAGCCGAUUUGGCAGAUAAUUCUGGUGUUCCUUCGUAGAAGGAACUAUUGCGCAGUUGUCUCGGUUUCUGAUGGAGAUGGGAACUCUGUAGAUGGUGUUCUCGUGCCAUUCUCGAUGAACUGUGCAUUACUUCAUUUUGAGAAGAAUGGCCCUGGUUUAGGCCAGGUGGCUACUAAAUGCCCUGAAACACCAGAUAGUUGCACAUCUGAUGCGUCUAAGGCGCAUAGUGCAAGGAAGAAGAGAAGUAGGUUGGUCAGUAAGCUACUCGAGGCAACCACCUGGAGCACCUUCUGUGAUGUGCUCCUCAAACAUGCUGAUGGCAGCACGCUGGUGGUGGACUUGGAAGACCUGUAUUUCAGCAGGUAUGGUGCCACAUCGAAAAAGUUGCGGUUUUUGAAAUGUUGGAUGAAACAAGUGAAAAGGGAAUGUAUUAGUGCUUCAUCGGGCAUACAUACAGAAGGAGAGAAGUGUGCUCCCUCAAAAGAUGAAGCAGAAGCAAGUACUCAAGUUUCAGAAGAGGAUGAUUCAGCUGCUCAUGUCAAUUUUUCGGUGGAUGAAGCAGAUUGCCACAGAGUGGUCGAACCAAUGGAUGAAGCAGACUGCAACAAAAUGUAUAGACCAGUGGAUGAAUCAGAUUGCAACAAAGUGGACAGACCAGUGGAUGAAGGGAGUUUGAUGUUCUCUUCUAUGGAAAAUUUAGAAGCAUUUCUUGGUAGUGUCCCUCAUAAGAUUGAGCAAGGUCUUUGUUCCGAGGAUGCUGAUUUGGGGAAUUUAGCUGAACGCUUGGUUGGCUUGUCCGUCCAUGCCCAAUUGAUUAAGCAUGGAAAGAUUGCAGUGAGGUACUUUGAACAUAGGGAAGCAGAAGAUACGUCUGGUGCAAAAAUUACUUGCGAACUUUCCAAUAUUCUGUUGAGGAAACCCAAAGAACUGGUGUCUAAGUACAAAGAAAGCGAUUCGGCAUCUGCUGCAUCGGAGCAAACCGCAAAAUACAGUACACAUUAUAAAAUUCGAGAACAUGAGCUGCAGAUUUUGCUUAGAAUGGAAAUAAUCAAAUCUGAACUUGGACCUGCUAUAGUGGAAGGCUCAAAACAGAAAAUGAUAAAAGAGAUCUGCUCGCUUUUGCAGUUUAUUGAUAUCAACCUCCAGGGGGACUCAUUUCAGUCUGACAGUAUUCUCGAGUUUGCUGAAAAGACCAUAAAGUCCAGGUACAUCAACUCCAUGGAGGAUGUGAUCAAGAAGAUCUACACCCAAAUGGAGUUUGAUUUAUUCGACGACGACGAAGUGGACUGUUCGGAUUCUCUACCCAGCAGCAGCAACCAGGAAGACGCCAGGGUCGACAGGGGCCGUAGCCACCGGAACUGCGCCAGCACCAGCGCCUCCGCGCCCCACCUUCUGAGGAGCGGCCGCCACGAUGACGAGGACAGGCACGAGGAGCAGCAGCUGAUGCGAGCCCAGGAGCGGCGGAAUCGUGAGAGGCGGUUCUCCUCCUUCACCAGCUGGGUGCCCGACCUGCGCCGCGUCUGGGCGCUCAAGCACCCGGGGAAGGAGCCCGUCGUGCGCGUGCUGCCGUCCAGGUCGUCGUCAAAGCGGAGGAAGCGGCGGGCGGCGUGCACCGACGUGGUGUUGGAGACGCCGGUGACGGCCAAGAGGCAAGAGAGCGGUCCGGGGUUCGAAUGCGGCGACGGGGUGAGGGCGGUGCUCGGGACGGUGUCCAAGACCUUGUUUGACGAGGAGGAGAUUGAGACGGACGUGAGCUCGGGCAGCAUGUAACCAACUGAACAGCACAUUGAGAUUGGUUGACUGUAUCGUCCUGUAUUCGUUUCGUGGUUGCCGUGUUUACGAUUUUUAUCUCUCUGAAGCAUCGCAGUAGUUCUGGCAAUGUAAUGGCACCGAACUGAAUACAAUACACCAGGGGCACCUCGUUGAGGAGCUACAUA